UUAAAUAGUGCGGGUAAUUCCGGUACCGCCCUCGGCUCCCACUGGGGGUGAUCUGGGCGGAGCCCGCCCUUUGUGAGUCCUCCCACCCCGGCCUCGCGCCACAGUAUUGGCGGGAAGGCACGCUAGCUAGCGUACCCAGGGAAAGAUGUCGGAGUCGGGGUCGGGGUCGGGCUUAGCCUCUGAGGAGAAGGCAAACUCCAGACAGCGACUCCAGGUGAAGGUGAGAAACCGGUUGACGCUUUCCAGUGUGUUCCUGUUUCAGUCGUGAAGCAUCUGCCAGCAGGAACAGGCCAGCAGGAACUUGCCACUGGGGAUCCCUGUCCUGGUUUUUCUCUAUGGAAAACUAGGCCUUCGGUGGUGAAUGAUUGUAAAGAAAAUCAAAACAUCACUUAUGUGUCAUUGAUACCUGUUCAGACUGCCGUUUUAGGUAAAGCACCUAAGGUUUAUCUUGCUCCCUUUUCACUCAGUAAUUGCAAGCUAGACCAACUAAAGGGUGCCAAAGCUCUAUUAGAAAAUAAUUCUGUGCUGUGUAAGAGGUAUAAGAAGACUGAAAUAAAGAAAACGUGCAGGGUUUUAAUUCCAAAGAUGAAUGUCACAUCUUGCAAGGAAGAAUCCACUUUGCAAAAAUCAUCCUUCGAUGUUCACAUUGAGCAUAACAAACCACAACACAAGAGCACUUCAGAUAUGGUGAUUCUCAGUGGUGACAUGGAAAGCAGUCAGGAUGGAGAUAGUGAUGAAGAAACCACACCAGGAUCGGAUGAUUUUCCAGGAUUGUCACCAUAUGAAAGGAAGAGACUGAGGAACAUAUCAGAAAAUGCAAACUUUUUUGCUUCUCUUCAGUUGUCUGAGUCAGCUGCGAGGCUCCGUGAAAUGAUAAAGAAGAGACAGCCUCCUGAAUUGAAGAGAAAGAAGCCUAAAAAAAGAGAAAAUGAGAUUGGAUGUAGAAGGUCAAUGCGUUUACUAAAAGUAGAUCCUUCAGGGGUUUCAUUACCAGCAACUUCAACACAGCCAACAUUAAUAGCUGAUGAAACAGUAAGAAAAAGUCCUUUGUUACCUCCUGGGCCUUUAGAAAUGACUCCUGAAAAUCAAGAUUAUAACAAUGAACUAUUCAAAGGAUUUCUGCAGACUUGGGCAGGACUGAGCAAGACAAGUAGUAAGAACACUGAGAAGAGGUUAUCUGGCAUUAAAAGCUACAAAACCAAUUUAAAUAGCAUGGUCAUUACAGAAGAUACUGUACAUAAAGUUACCAAAGGCUCAAUAUCCUCUAUGGCUGUUCACCCAUCAGAAACUAGAACUUUGGUAGCAGCUGGGGCCAAAUCUGGGCAAGUUGGACUUUGGGAUUUGACACAGCAACCUAAAGAAGAUGGGAUUUAUGUUUUUCAACCACAUAGCCAGCCAGUUAGCUGUCUUUAUUUCUCACGUGCAAAUCCAGCCCAUUUACUGUCACUCAGCUAUGAUGGCACGUUACGCUGUGGGGAUUUUUCCAAAGGUAUUUUCGAAGAGGUGUAUAGAAAUGAAAGCAGUAGCUGUUCCUCCUUUGACUUCUUGGCGGAAGAUGCUUCCACUUUAAUAGUGGGACACUGGGAUGGAAAUGUGGCACUGAUAGACAGACGAACACCUGGAACUUCUUACGAAAAACUUACCAGCUCUUCUUUGAUAAAAUUAAGAACUGUUCAUGUUCACCCAGUACACAGACAGUAUUUUAUCACAGCAGGAUUGAGGGAUGUUCAUGUUUAUGAUGCAAGGCACCUGAAGCCCAAGGGAAGCCAGCCUUUGAUUUCUUUAACUGAACAUACGAAGAGCAUUGCAUCUGCCUAUUUUUCACCUCUUACUGGUAACAGAGUGGUAACCACAUGUGCUGAUUGUAAUCUGAGAAUCUUCGAUAGCAGUUGUUUAUCCUCCCAGAUGCCUCUCCUUACCACCAUCAGGCACAACACUAUCACUGGGCGAUGGCUGACCAGGUUCCAAGCUGUGUGGGACCCUAAACAAGAAGACUGUGUCAUAGUUGGCAGCAUGGCCUAUCCACGCCGGGUAGAAAUCUUCCAUGAGACAGGAAAGCGGGUGCAUUCUUUUCUUGGUGGAGAAUGCCUUGUCUCUGUGUGUUCCAUCAAUGCCAUGCACCCGACUCGGUAUAUUUUGGCUGGAGGUAAUUCCAGUGGGAAGAUACAUGUGUUUAUGAAUAAAGAAAGCUGCUGAGCUCUUGGUUUAGCUACACCAGUUUGUUCAUACUGGUCGCUAAGGAAUCUAGUAGUUCACAUAGCUUAGCUUAUUUACUUGGUAACAUAUUUAGCAAAUGUUAACGUGGCUUCAUUAGUAAGAACUAUGAGCAGAAUGUACUGUUAGUAAGGGAGAAGUCUAAGAAAUCGUUUCUACAGAAUAGGGAGGGCAUUUGAAGGAAAGCUGAGCAGCUUUCAGCACUUUUAAUCAAGCAGUAUGUUGAAAAAGCCUAUCAUACCGUUUUGAAUGAUCAAUAUUAAAAGUUUUUGUGAUCUUAAGCUAUGGUUUUGAUAGUGACAUAAAUGUGUGGGUUAUUUUAUAGUUUGGAGUGAUUAUUUCAGACUCCCUACAUUGGAAGGGGUACUAAAAUGUCAUCUUGAAUUGAAACUUUUAAUUUUUUUUUUUUAAAUCCUAACCUUUUUUCCCCCAAGCCUCUAGAUUUGUUCUUAAAUAAAAUCCCAGGAUAAUGCCUAGAAACAUUAGUUUAUGUGGCAGGGUCUGGGUCUGUAUGUGUUGAGCUUUUCCUUCUCCCCCACCUCACCCCAGGGUUGGGGGGUGCUUUGGAGACAUAGCCAAGGAAUCCCAGACCUCCUGGGCACUUGGGGAUCUGUCACAUUUCUGGGAGUACACUGGCCCAGACAGUGUUUUACACACUUUGGGUCGUAGCUCUUCACAUGAAAUCAGUUUAAUGGCCAUGACUAAUGUUUAAGAAAAUGAAAAGGGAAGAAUUAGUAAAGAACUGAAAAUAAGAGUAUUAUUUUGUGUAACUUAAUUACAUUUGCAUAUACAUUUGUAGGUAUAUAUGUUUAUAUAAUAUAUUCUGAUGUGAACAAUUAUUUUUUAAAUUACUGUUGUACUGUGAGUUGUGGUCGAGGAAGUUAAAGCUACUGCCUUAAAAUGUCCCAGAGACUUCUACCUAUCUCUGGAGAUUGAAUCGUCUGUCAAGUGAGUACUUCCAUUACUACUCAUAUUUCAGGGAGAUGUUACAAGAUACUCACCACUUUGGGUAUUGCUUUAUGAAAAUGUUUUCAGAAGUUAAGCUGAUUUCAUUGUGUCUGUUGGGAAGGAGAGCUGCUAAGUGACUGACCCUGCCCUGUGAUACCCGCUCAGCAGUUUUCCUUGUCCUGUGUUGCUGAACUGCACCUGAAAGACUUGUAAAUAGCUUUGGCAAUAUGUUUGAAUUCUGAAGAGGAAUAUUAUCUUCUCAUAAUUGUAUAUCACAGAAAUAAAGUGAUGUGUAAUUUCCUUAAAGAAGAAUUUUUUUCUAAAUAAUUUCCUUCUCUAUAAUUAAAAUCUAAGUGUUUUGAAA
Messenger RNA from Tupaia belangeri chinensis (Chinese tree shrew), 3526 nucleotides. It is a transcript of the gene WDR76, whose product is annotated as WD repeat domain 76. The transcript is spliced from 13 exons. Gene Ontology annotation, cellular component: nucleus. Lineage: Eukaryota; Metazoa; Chordata; Mammalia; Scandentia; Tupaiidae. Gene Ontology annotation, molecular function: DNA binding; protein binding. Bases 586 to 2196 code for a protein of 536 amino acids. The record is from RefSeq and is a predicted model, not a curated record. Gene Ontology annotation, biological process: regulation of DNA damage checkpoint.